Molecule: messenger RNA, 2163 nt
Organism: Lemur catta (Ring-tailed lemur)
Lineage: Eukaryota; Metazoa; Chordata; Mammalia; Primates; Lemuridae
Gene: FBXL6
Product: F-box and leucine rich repeat protein 6
Exons: 8
Coding region: 366-2060 (564 amino acids)
Biological process (GO): SCF-dependent proteasomal ubiquitin-dependent protein catabolic process
Cellular component (GO): SCF ubiquitin ligase complex
Molecular function (GO): protein binding
Source: RefSeq, a predicted model, not a curated record
UGGGCGCCCUGGAAGCCACCCCGUGCGCCGGGGGCCCAGCACAUCGCGCGCUACCCGACUGGCAGUCGGCUUUCCCGCCACGCGGGGGCGCCGCCCCAACCCGGAGCCCGCAGGGCUGGGGUUCAGCAGGGCAGGGCGGAAGCCGGUACCUGCAACUCACCAGCCGGGCCUCCGGGACUCCGCUAGCAGGCCCGCCCCCACCACGUGGCCCAGGCCGGAAGCCCCGCCCCGAAAUCGCGUGCCGGAGAGCUGGGCAUCUUGCUAGCCUGAGGGGCGGGGAAUGGGUCGGAGUGCCCCGCCCCUUCCGCGCACGGCCGCGCCCCUUCCGUUCAACUUGGGUGGGCCCUGGAGCGGCGUCGGCGGCCAUGGCUACUCGGGCCGCCCGGCAGGCCUGGCGCAGAGGUCGUGUUACGCCGCUGGCCGGCGCGCGGGUCCGCUCGGCUGAGGACUGGUGGUGGGAUCGGCUGGCGCCGAGUGGCUCCGGGUGCCACCUGCUGCAGUCGGACAGCAUGUUGCUGGUGCUGCCCGGCCCAGGGCCCGCCCGCGCCCGCACGAAAAGGCGAGCCGCCCGCCGCGCUCAGCGGCAGCCGCACCCGGGCCCUCGCGCCGCAGCUGCGAAGCCCAGAGCCACGUCCCGGCCGGAGCCGGCGGCCGCGCCCGAGCAGGGGCCCGACGCUGGCUGGGGAGACCGCAUUCCCUUGGAAAUCCUGGUGCAGAUUUUCGGGCUGCUGGUGGCAGCCGAUGGGCCCAUGCCCUUCCUGGGCAGGGCCGCGCGCGUGUGCCGCCGCUGGCAGGAGGCCGCCUCCCAACCCGCGCUCUGGCGCACCGUGACCCUGUCGCCCCCGCUGGCUAGCCGCCCUGCCAAGGGUGGAGUCAAGGCGGAGAAGAAGCUCCUUGCUUCCCUGGAGUGGCUUAUGCCCAAUCGGUUCUCACAGCUCCAGAGGCUGACCCUCAUCCACUGGAAGUCUCAGGUACACCCCGUGUUAAAGCUGGUAGGUGAUUCCUGUCCUCGGCUCACUUUCCUCAAGCUUUCAGACUGCCAUGGUGUGACCACUGAUGCUCUGGUCAUGCUAGCCAAAGCCUGCCGUCAGCUCCACAGCCUGGACCUACAGCACUCCAUGGUGGAGUCCACAGCAGUGGUGAGUUUUUUGGAGGAAGCAGGGCCCCGAAUGCGCAAGCUAUGGCUGACCUACAGCUCCCAGACAACAGCCAUCUUGGGCGCGCUGCUGAGCAGCUGCUGCCCUCAGCUCCAAGUCCUGGAGGUGAGCACUGGCAUCAACCACAAUAGCACUCCCCUCCAGCUGCCUGUUGAAGCACUGCAGAAAGGCUGCCCCCAGCUGCAGGUGCUGCGGCUGCUGAACCUCACGUGGCUGCCCAAGCCUUCCGGGAGAGGGGUGGCUCUCGGACCAGGCUUCCCCAGCCUUGAGGAGCUCUGCCUCGCCAGCUCCACCUGCAACUUUGUGAGCAAUGAGGUCCUGGACCGCCUGCUCCACGGUUCCCCCAACCUGCGCCUGCUGGAUCUUCGAGGCUGUGCCCGUAUCACGCCUGCUGGCCUGCACAAUCUCCCAUGUCAGGGUCAGCUGUGCCUGGGUGGUGGCUGGGCAGAUGAAAUGUGGGGACUCUUGCCUGCCCUGCUGCUCAUGCUCACUCCUCUCACCUUAGAGCUGGAGCAGCUUCACCUGGGCCUGUAUGGCAUGUCAGACCGGCUGACUCUAGCCAAGGAGGGCAGUCCCCUGUUGACCCAGAAGUGGUACCACACCCUGCGGGAACUGGACUUGAGUGGCCAGGGAUUCAGUGAGAAGGACUUGGAGCAGGCCCUCGCUGCCUUCUCAGGCACCUCUGGGGGCUCACACCCAGCCCUGUGUUCCCUUAACCUCAGGGGUACCCGGGUCACACCAAGCACGGUCAGCUCUGUGGUCAGCAGCUGCCGAGGCCUGCUGUACCUCAACCUGGAGUCCUGCCGCUGCCUUCCCAGGGGCCUGAAGCGGGCCUACCGGGGCCUUGCGGAAGUCCAGUGGUGUCUGGAGCAGCUGCUCACCACCCCUCCCUCCCCGCACUAAGCAGCUACACACCUCAGAGGCCUCAGCCAGCCUGCCCCACCCUGUGUGCUUCCCCAGUUUUGAAUAUUCGAGCAUUUUGUUACAAUAAAACAUUUUUUAGGAA